UGCCUUUGCUCUCCGCGCUGGGCAGGGACCUGGAGCUGCUGCCGGAGCUGGGGGCGUUGUGCAGGGGGCCCCGUCCUGUUGCUGGCAGUGCUGCUCGUAGAGAAGAUCAGGGAAGAAGACUGCAGCCCGCCUCCUACCUCUCCGCCUCCCCUUUUCUCAGUCAUUCCCGGGGGAUUCAUCAAGCAGCUCGUGCGGGAAACGGAAAAGGAGUCCAAGGAAGCAAAGCUGAAAGCGAAGAGCGGAUUAAGUUCCAAAGACGAUCCCCCAGGGAGGCCGGCGGACGGGCCCGCGGAGCAGCUCGUGAUCAAGGACGCCGACCUCCUGGACGGGCAGGGAGGCAUGGCCGGCGAGGGCCCGCUGCUGCAGCGGGGGCUGAACGGGGAGAAGCACGGCGAGGAGAGCGUGGCCGAGGGCAGGCUUCUGCCGAUCAAGAGAGCGAUCCGGAGGGGCAUCACCAAGCGGCCGGUGCCCGCGCCCAGGCCCGGGCCCGGCUCCACGCCCAUCGCUGCCGAGCGGGCAGGGAACGCCGCAGCCGGGUCUCCCCCUCAAGCUGCUUCUCCGGAGAAGAGCAAAGGCAGGAGCCCCGCGGAGCCGGCGCCGGGCCCGGAAGCGCGGAAGAGGGGCCCCUCUCUCCCGAACAAGCGCCUCGGAAGCCCGGGCAAAGCGGAUGGGAAAGCGAGGACUGAGGAGGAGUCCCCGGGCGGGCCGGGCAGCAAGGCCGGAGGGACAGCGCAGGGGAAGGAGGCGGGAGAAAAACAGGAGAAGCCGGGAGGUGGCGCUCGGAAGCCGUUGGUGGAAGCCAAGAAGAAGGUGGCAGAGAGCGGGAGCAGGUUGGGAGGAAGCCGGGAGACUUCAGGAGCGGCUGGGAAGGGCCGGGAAGGAGCCAGCGAGGGACCGGAGCCAGCCGGGGGGAGAAGUGGCCAGGAGUCGUCGGAAGCAGAACCGAAAAAGAACGUGGAGGAAGCCAAGGAGGUGUCGGCGGGAGAAGGCAGGGAGGAGCCCGGGGACGGCACCGGCUCGGGCAAGGUUGCUGAGGACGUCUGGUACGAGGCAGAGAAGGUGUGGCUUGUCCAGAAGGAAGGCUUCGCCCUCGCCACGCAGCUGAAGCCGGAUGUGGGGACGCCGGAGCUGCCGCCGGGCACCGUCCGGGUCCGCGUGGAGGCAGACGGGGCCGUCCUGGAGGUGGAGGAGCACAGCGUCCAGAGGGUGAAUCCCCCCCAGUUCGACCGUGCGGAAGACCUGGCCUCCCUGCCCAGCCUGAACGAGGCCAGCGCCCUCCACACCCUCCGGCAGCGGUACCAGUCGCAGCUCCUGUACACGUACGCCGGCCCCGACCUGGUCGCCCUCGGGCCCCACGUCCCUGUGGCCGGCUGCUCCAGGAAGGCCUUCCGGGGCAGGCAGGACGGGCUGCCCCCGCACAUCUUUGCCGUGGCGCAGAGGGCCCUGUGGAACAUGCAGCUGCAGCGCCAGGACCAGACCAUCCUGCCCCUGGGCCGGAGCGGCUCCGGCAGGACCGCCUGCUGCCAGCAGGCGCUGGAGUACCUGGCGGCCACGGCCGGCAGCGUGGACGACCGGGUCACAGUGGAGAAGAUCCAGGCCAUGUUCAGAGUGCUCGGGGCCUUUGGAGCGGUGUCCACGGGCCACAGCGACGCCUCCACCCGCUUCUCCAUGCUCAUGGCGCUGGAUUUCGGCCCCUCGGGCCGCAUAACCGCUGCUCACCUCCAGACGCUGCUGCUGGAGAAGAUCCGCGUGGCCCAGCAGCCGGAGGGGGAAAGCAGCUUCAACGUCUUCGCCCAGAUGCUGGCGGGGCUGGACCUGGAUCAGAGGACCACUCUGCAUUUGCAUCACACGGUGGAGAACAGUGCCUUCGGCAUCAGGCCCUGCCUGAAGGCCGACGAGAAGCAGAAGGCCUCAGCCGCGUUCGCCCAGCUCCGGGCCGCCAUGGGCACGCUGGGCAUCUCCGCCGGAGAGCAGGGGGCCAUCUGGAGAGUCCUGGCUGGCAUCUACCAUCUUGGGGCAGCCGGUGCCUGCAGAGUGGGCAGGAAGCAGUUCAUGCGGUUCGAGUGGGCCGGGCACGCGGCCGAGGCGCUGGGCUGCGACUUCGAGGAGCUCACCACGGCGGUCUUCAAGCACCACCUCCGGCGGAUCAUCGAGCAGGCCACCUCCGGGGCCGGGGGGCAGCUCGGCCAGGACGAGGACGCCGCUGACGGCCCCAAGCUGACCGGCCUGGAAUGCGUGGAGGGCAUGGCCUCCGGACUCUACGAGGAGCUGUUUGCGGCCGUCGUGUCGCUGAUCAACAGGUCCUUCUCCUCCAGCCAUCUCUCCACGGCCUCCAUCAUGGUGGUGGACACCCCCGGCUUCCACAACCCGCGGCACCAGAAGAAGGAGCGGGCGGCCACGUUUGAGGAGUUCUGCCACAACUACGCCCACGAGCGGCUGCAGGGCCUCUUCCACCAGCGGACCUUCCUGGCUGCCCUGGAGCGGUACCAGGAGGAAAAGAUCGAGGUGGCUUUUGAUCUGCCCGAGCUCUCCCCAGCAGCCACCGUGGCCAUCGCCGAUCAAAACUCAUCCCAGGUACACGUCUCGGCGGGGGGCCAGGCAGACGGCCCCAAGGGCCUGCUCUGGAUUCUGGACGAGGAGGCCCUGAUCCCCGGAUCGAGCGACAGUGCCGCCGUCCAGCGCCUGUGCUCUUACUUUGCGCGGGAGGGGCUGAGCGAUGAAGGACGGGGGCCACUCCGCAAGUGCGAGCAGGAGCUGCAGUUCGAGGUCGCCCACCAGCUGGGCCGGGACCCCGUCCGCUACGACGCCGCCGGCUGGGUGAGGAAGGGCAAGUGGAACCUCUCCGCGCAGAACGCCGCCCAGCUCCUGCAGCAGUCCAGCGUAGUCGCGCUGAGGGACCUGUUCCUGCCGCGCGCCAAGGUGCCGCUGGCCUGCCGGGCCGUGGCGGGGCUGGAGGGGGCCGGGCAGGCGGCGUUGCGGCGCGUCGGCUGCGUGCGGAAGACCUUCAGCAGCAGCUUCGCGGCCGUGCGGAAAAGAUCUGUGUGCGCCCAGAUCAAGCUGCAGCUGGAUGCUAUCAUCAACCUGGUUAAGCGGUCCCAGAUCCACUUUGUCCAUUGCCUGGUCCCGCGAACGGAGGCAGAGCGAGCGGGAGAGACGCCCCUGCAGCCCUGCGGGGGGCCCGGAGGCGCCUCCAUGGCAGCCUGGGACAUUCUGGCCCUGCGAGUCCAGCUCUCCGGAGGCCAGAUCCUGGACGCGAUACGGCUUCACCGGAUCGGGUUCGCGGACCGCAUGGCGCUGCCGCAGUUCCGGCGCCGCUUCCAGAUCCUGGCCCAGCCCGUGAUGAAGAAGUACACGUCGGCCUAUGAGAUGACGGAUGAGAGUAAGGCGUUCAAGGAGCUGCUGCAGGCGCUCGAUCUGGAGAAGAAGAGCUUUGCGGUGGGACGCCGCCAGGUGUUCCUGAAGGCCGGGGUCCUUCCCAGGCUGGAGAAGCAGCGGGAGAAGCUGGUGUCCCAGAACCUGCCGCUCCUGCAGGCGGCCUGCAAGGGCUUCCUCUCCCGCCAGAGAUACAAGAAGCUGAAGAUACAGCACCUGGCCGCACGCUGCAUCCAGAAGAACCUGGCCGUCUUCCAGGCCGUGCGGGGCUGGCCCUGGUGGCGGCUGCUGUGCGGCCUUCGCCCGCUGCUGACCGCCAGCCUCGCCGAGGGCCAGCUGCGUGCCAAGGAGGAGUUGCUGACGAUGCUCCGGAAAAAGCUCGAAAAUUCCGAGCUUUCGCGCCAGGAGCUUCAGCAGAGCACAGAAGCGCUGGAAACCAAGGUCGUGGACCUCAUGGCGGAGCUGUCGGACGAGCGCGCGAAAGGAGACGUUGUCUGCCAGGUCAUGGAGGCCGAGCAGGCCGAGCGGCUGCGGGGCGCCAGGGAGGUGGCCGAGCUGCAGAGCAAGCAGGAGCAGCUGCAGGAGAAGCUGGCGACUGCGGAAAAGCAGUUGGAGGAGCUGCAGCAGCGGCUGCAGCUGCGCGAAAUUGGAGCAAGCGGCUCGGGCAAAGGGGACGAGUGGCAGAUGCGCCUGGACUGCGCGGAAACCGAGAUCGGGUUCCUCCGCAAGAGGGUCUCGCAGCUGGAGGAGCGGCUGGAGCAGGAGCAGGCGGCGAAGCAGGAGCUGGAGCAGAAGCUCCGUGAGGCCCAGAAAGCACACGAGGGCGCCAGGCGGAUGGCGCAGCAGCUGCAACGGAAGAGCAAGCAGCUGGCGUGUGAUCUGGAGGAUGCCCGGGUGCUGAUGGAGAGCCAGCAGAGCCGCAACCAUGAGCUGGAGAAGAAGCAGAAGAAGUUCGACAUGCAACUGGCCCAGGCCCUGGGGGAAUCUGCGUUCGAGAGGAGCCAGCGCGAGAAAGUGGCGCGGGAGAACAUCGGCCUGCAGUUUGAACUGGGGAAGCUGCAGAGGAGCUUGGAACAAAAGGAGUCGGAGAACACCGGCCUCAGCCAGCGGAUCGCCCUGCUGGCCUCCCAGGUGCAGGAGCUCGGCUCCUUGAGCGACCCGGGAGCGAACGCAGCGGCCGCCCUGCAGAAGCGGCUCUGGGACCUGGAAUCGCGCGCCUCUGAGCAGCAGCAGGAGCUGAGCGUCCAGGCGGGCACCGUGGAGCAGCUGGAGCAGCUUCACAUGAGGCUGGAGCUGGAAAUGGAGAGGAUGAAGCAGCUGCACCAGAAGGCCCUGGAGGACAAGGAGGAGGAGCUGGAGGACGUCCGGCAGUCCUGCCAGAAAAGGCUCCGUCAGCUGGAGAUGCAGCGUGAGCAGGAAUGCGAGGAGAAGCAGACGAUGCUCCGGGAGAAGCGGGACCUGGAGGGCCUCAUCGCCACCCUCUGCGAGCAGAUCGGCCACCGGGACUUCGAUGUGGAGAAGCGACUCCGGCGGGACCUGAAGCGGACGCACGCGCUGCUGGCCGACGUGCAGCUCCUCCUGCAGACCUCGGGGGCGGAUCCGGGCGCAGCGGGGAGCAAAGUGGAGCUGGAGAAGCUGCGUGGCCAGUGGGAGGAGAGCGUGGCGCGCUGCGCAGAGGCCGAGCAGUCGCAGAAGCUGCUGGCGGCGGAGCUGGAGGGGCUGCGCACGGAGCUGGAGGCCGUCAGCCGGAACAAGAACCUGGUGGAUGAGCAGCUCUACCAGCUGCAGCACGAGAAGGCGGACCUGCUCAAGCACCUGGACGAGGACCAGGAGGACCUGAACGAGCUGAUGGCGAAGCACAAGGCUCUGAUUGCCCAGUCCGCCACGGACAUCGACCAGAUCCGCGAGCUGCAGGCGCAGCUGGAGGAGGCGAGGAAGGAGAAGGCCAGCCUGCAGGAGAAGCUGCAGGUUGCUCAGGGCCGGGUGGCGUACCUGGAGCAGGCGAUGGUGGAGCGCUCGGUCGUCAGCCGCCAGGAGGCCUUGAUCUGUGACCUGCAGAACAAGAUGGAGUUCCAGAGUGUGCAGAUCAAGCGCUUCGAGAUGCUGGUUCUCCGUCUUCGGGACAGUGUCAUCAAGAUGGGGGAGGAGCUGGAAACAGCGAAGGAAAAUGAGGCACGGGAAGGCGAGAACGCGCAGUACUACCAGGUGCGCAUGGAGGAGAUGAAGGCCGACAUGAACGAGCUGGUGCAGAGGGAGCUGGAAGCAAGUCGCAGGCGCAUCGAGCUGGAGAAGCAAGUGGAGGAGCUGAGCGCAGUGCGGCAGACCCUGCAGGCCGACCUGGAGACCUCGAUCCGCCGCAUCGCCGACCUGCAGGCCGCGCUGGAGGAGGUGCAUUCGAGCGACGAGAGUGACACGGAGAGUGUCCUGACGGCCCGAGAAUCGCUCAGCUCGCGGCAAGAGACGGAGAGCCAGCUGAGCAUGGGGUCCUCCGUGAGCCUCAACCUGGAGCUGGAGGGAAGCCUCAAGUCCUGGGGGGGGUCGGCCUCUGGCUGGUCCCCCCCCUCCAGCAGCAGCCGGCCAGGAACCCUCUCCAGGCUCUCCUCGGACAGCCGCCGGCCCCGGGGCCUCCUAGGACAAGCAAGGAUCAGGAGCCAAGCCUGCAGCCGGCCUCGCUGCUUGGUGCGAAAGGAAGGGCGUUUGCAAGGAGCGCGGGGGAGCCCGGCUUUGGCAAAGCGGAAGGCCUUGCCCCCGGCGCGCUGCGGUGGGACUGCGGGAAGCCCAGCGCCAAGGAGGAACGCGAUGGCCCCCCAAGCUCCUGGGCUGCGUCUCCCUCUGGGAAGAGGGGGGCUUCCCCAGCAGCCGAAGAAAAGAUGCUGAGUGUCUUAUCGCCGUCUGUGCUCCGAAGGCCAUCUCCUUCGGCAGAAGACAAGCUCUCGCGCUCGUCCUCUGCCCUUUCUGAGUACGUCGAAGAGCUGCGGAGAAAAAGGCUGAGCGAGAAAGAGCCGGGGAGCCUGGCGCUGGA
Molecule: messenger RNA, 6394 nt
Organism: Varanus komodoensis (Komodo dragon)
Lineage: Eukaryota; Metazoa; Chordata; Lepidosauria; Squamata; Varanidae
Gene: MYO18B
Product: myosin XVIIIB
Exons: 42
Coding region: 340-6249 (1969 amino acids)
Cellular component (GO): myosin complex
Molecular function (GO): ATP binding; protein binding; cytoskeletal motor activity
Source: RefSeq, a predicted model, not a curated record